CAAAUGUCAAGUGUCAGCCCUCCAUUGACAGUCAAGCAAACAAAUUGAUUCAGCAAUUUCGAAAAGAAAAUUAUAAUAAAAUACAAAAAUACAGUAAGCAAACCUUCACUACCUUGUCUACUAUAGGUAUACCAGUAAAGCAUUUUAAGCACAAAGUGUUUCUAUUUCAUUGAAGUCGAUCAACAUGGUUUGUGUACCUUGUUUCGUCAUUCCCGUAUUAUUGUUCCUUUGGCAUAAAUUCAUCCAACCUUAUGUUCUUCGCUUUUGGAAUCCCUGGGCAGUCAAAGACGCGGAUGGCAACGUAAAAACCGAAUUUCCAUUUAAAUGCGAAGGCGGAGUAUGUGCGUUCAGCAAGAAGAAGGAUGACAAAUCAAACAAAGACACGGAAGUAAAGGACCAGAAUAUCACUUCGGCACCAGAUAGAAUAAAAGCGGACUAGUGUAACUUAGUACCUAACUUACCAGCAGGCCAAUCAGUUUCAUCACAAUGAUAUUGCUACAUGGUUCGAGCUGGGCUAAUGGUGGAAUUCAUUUCAUUUCUGUGCAUUUAUUUAUUUGUAUCUAUUUUAUUUACUGUUAUUAGAACAGGUGAUCAGUUGUGUGAAAGUGGUGGCUGUGAAUUAUUCCAAUGUGCAAACUUGCAUCAAACCUUAUCCAACAACUAUUAUCCUAAAAUUGAAUUCUGGCACUAAUAAUAUAAUUCAUCAAUUAAGGUUGAAAAUAAAACACUUAUUGGA
This is a messenger RNA of Helicoverpa armigera (cotton bollworm), 736 nucleotides long. Its product is annotated as UPF0729 protein AAEL015238. The transcript has a single exon. The coding region runs from base 185 to 439 and encodes 84 amino acids. NCBI's taxonomy places the organism in Eukaryota, Metazoa, Arthropoda, Insecta, Lepidoptera, Noctuidae. The record is from RefSeq and is a predicted model, not a curated record.